GAUGCGGCAACGUGGUCGGCUACUACAUCCACCGCCCAUGCUUCCGCUGUCUGGCCCAGCGUCUACGCAUUAAGCAGCGCGGCUUCCAGCACCUGUGGACCUUCUAUCAGGACAACGUAUUUGCCGUGCAGCGCGAAAACGAAUUUGGCGAAUUGGUCGGCUGGGAGGAGCUGCCAGUGCCACCGGCACCGACAGCCACGGCAAUCAGGAGCUCGCAGAGCUCGCAGAGUAUUUCUACGCAGACGACCACGCGGCAGGCAAUGAGGUCUCAGAGCGAGGCCAGCUUGGCUGCGAUUCAGGAGAGUAUCAUCAUUGAGAGUUCCAAUGGCGCUGGGUACUCGCGCACGAUAGCCAAUGUCACCAGAGAGUAUGGCAGCAGUUCGAUGGGCGCUGCGAGAAUGGCCGGUAUUCAAUCACCACCAACGCUGACGCCGCCGCUGCCGCAAUCGGACAUUCCUUCAAUGAAUAGGCGCACUCUUGCCACUGUUGCCUCUGCUUCUGCCUCCGCUGACUCUGCCUCUGCUUCUGCUGCCGCUGCUGCUACCACUGACGCCCAGUCGUUCAAUACUCAGUCAUCCAAUGCACCCACAGCGCGCCGCGCACAGUGGCUGAUGUACAUGUCACAGCGUGUCUCUGCUGAGCGCAUCCUGCACAACCCGCGCGCUGGCAGGGAGGCUCGCCAAGAGGCGAUUCGCACAUUAACAUCACUGCGCGAGCAAGAGUGGAAUAUGUCUGUUCGCGGUACCAAUGCUGCUUCUGCCACAGUCACUAGCACUAAUGAUUUGCCGGUCGUUACGAGCACUCAGGAUCCAACGCCGUUUCGUCCCUCGACUCAGGUUGUUUCUACCAGAAGCAAUAAUAACGGCCCGGCAACACUAGUGUCGAAUACGCCUUCAUACUCGAGUGCGUCCUCGCCCUCGUCUGCGGCAACGGCGGCCAGGCGCGAUGAAGUAAUGGAGCCUUUGCGACCGGCAAAGUCAAAGUAUGCAAAUGCGCCGCCGCCCGCUGGCCUGAGCAACUGGCUAUUCCAAGUCGGCCUGGACUGCAUGGUCAAGUGGGAGGAGGGCACGCUUUCGCGCUAGUAUGGAUGCCAUAUAUGCCAUUGUGCGCUUAAUUAAUUUUAUCAAUU
Messenger RNA from Kickxella alabastrina, 1129 nucleotides. RefSeq lists its product as uncharacterized. Lineage: Eukaryota; Fungi; Kickxellomycota; Kickxellomycetes; Kickxellales; Kickxellaceae. The coding region runs from base 261 to 1082 and encodes 273 amino acids. The record is from RefSeq and is a predicted model, not a curated record. The transcript has a single exon.